Sitophilus oryzae (rice weevil) is the source of this 867-nucleotide messenger RNA. RefSeq lists its product as uncharacterized. The transcript is spliced from 5 exons. NCBI's taxonomy places the organism in Eukaryota, Metazoa, Arthropoda, Insecta, Coleoptera, Curculionidae. The coding region runs from base 1 to 867 and encodes 288 amino acids. The record is from RefSeq and is a predicted model, not a curated record.
AUGGAGAAGAUAUACUUAUGGUUGAUGUUUUAUUGGACAUUUUUUUCUACAAAAACCGUCAAAAGUUCUGCAGUGGUUUCACCCUAUUACCCUUUGAAUGGUGAAGAUUUAAUCGAAGGAGAUAUCAAAGAAAUCGAAUUUUGGGAGAAAUAUUAUCACAGGCCGAAAAGAUCCGGCGAUGUGAGUGGUUCAGCUGACAUAGUCAACCAGUUUAAGUCAGCCUUAGUUUCGGGACUGAAGCAGAAACUAGGACAGCUAGCUCAAGGUUCGGCUGGUGCUGUAGUUGGGGCUUCUGCUGGUUUCAGCAAGGGCAGUUCUUCGGGACAUGGCGAAGCUAAAGGUCCGCAUACAUCGUACGAUCAUCCCCAUGUAACUUACGAGAAACCGUCAUUUAACUUGUGGGACCUGAAGAAAUCCGUACUCAAUACGCUGCUGCAAGCCGUGAAAGCCAUUCAGGGUGGAGUGCUGGCCAUCAAAGGGCAAAUAAUCAAAGGUAGCGGUUACGUGGUUUCCGGGGGAGGCAAACUUCUCGCGGCCGGAGGCGACAAAGUCACAGAUAUAGGGAAGAGCAUUAUCCAGAAAGCUGUGCUGGUGCCGCCCAAAACGCAUUCUUCGUAUCAUCAUUCGGGAAUUGGUACAUUUUGGUUCUUUCCAAAUACCACGACUUUAGUUUUAGGAGAAUUGAUCUUCAUCCCGUAUUUCUUACAAGACCCUUCAAGUCGUUCCACUAAACUCUGGAGACCAGUAUCACAAUCGGCAAUAAGAACUGUGUCAUCGGCAAAUCUAAUGUUGUUAAUGACUUCGCCGUUGACUUUAAUACCGCAGUCUGUUGAAAAGAAAGCUUCCCGAAAAAUCGCCUCAGAAUAA